Zootoca vivipara (common lizard) is the source of this 2530-nucleotide messenger RNA. It is a transcript of the gene TUBG1, whose product is annotated as tubulin gamma 1. The record is from RefSeq and is a predicted model, not a curated record. Gene Ontology annotation, biological process: cytoplasmic microtubule organization; microtubule nucleation. Gene Ontology annotation, molecular function: GTP binding. Lineage: Eukaryota; Metazoa; Chordata; Lepidosauria; Squamata; Lacertidae. Gene Ontology annotation, cellular component: gamma-tubulin complex; microtubule.
AUAUUUACAUAUGUAUGUACCGGAUUCAUAGGGUGUCAGGAGGUGAAGGCGGGAGGAAGCGUAGCGGGCCUGCAAACGGCAUUUAUUUUCAUUUUCAUUUUUUAAAGAAGGGGACGCGUCUCAGGCCCGGGAGGAGCAGGGGCCGGAGCCGCCAUGCCGCGGGAGAUCAUCACUCUGCAGCUGGGGCAAUGCGGCAACCAAAUUGGCUUUGAAUUCUGGAAGCAGCUCUGCGCAGAGCAUGGCAUCAGCCCCGAGGGCAUUGUGGAGGAGUUUGCCACCGAGGGCACUGACCGAAAAGAUGUCUUCUUCUACCAGGCAGACGAUGAACACUACAUCCCGCGUGCUGUCCUCUUAGACCUAGAGCCACGAGUGAUCCAUUCCAUCCUGAACUCUCCAUAUGCCAACCUGUACAACCCAGAAAACAUAUACCUGUCUGAGCAUGGCGGCGGGGCUGGGAAUAACUGGGCCAGUGGCUUUUCACAGGGAGAAAAGAUCCAUGAAGAUAUAUUUGACAUUAUAGACAGAGAAGCUGACGGCAGUGACAGCUUAGAGGGUUUUGUCCUGUGCCAUUCCAUCGCCGGUGGGACAGGCUCCGGUCUGGGCUCUUAUCUCCUGGAGAGAUUAAAUGACAGGUACCCCAAGAAGCUGGUGCAAACAUACUCCGUCUUUCCCAACCAGGAUGAGAUGAGCGAUGUGGUUGUGCAGCCGUACAACUCUCUCCUGACCCUCAAGCGCCUGACACAGAAUGCCGACUGUGUGGUGGUUCUAGACAACACAGCCCUGAACCGCAUUGCGACUGACAGACUGCAUAUCCAGAAUCCCACCUUUUCUCAAAUUAACCAGCUGGUCUCCACCAUCAUGUCUGCCAGCACCACCACGUUGCGCUACCCGGGUUACAUGAACAAUGACUUGAUCGGGCUGAUCGCCUCCCUGAUUCCCACGCCCAGAUUGCACUUCCUGAUCACGGGCUACACCCCUCUCACCACAGACCAGGCUGUGGCCAGCGUCCGCAAAACCACCGUCCUUGACGUGAUGCGGCGGCUGCUGCAGCCCAAGAACGUCAUGGUGUCCAUGGGGCGUGACCGGCAGACGAACCAUUGCUAUAUCGCCAUCCUUAACAUCAUCCAGGGGGAAGUGGACCCCACCCAGGUCCACAAGAGCCUGCAACGGAUCCGAGAGAGGAAGCUGGCCAAUUUCAUUCCCUGGGGCCCAGCCAGCAUCCAAGUGGCACUUUCUAGGAAGUCUCCAUACUUGCCGUCAGCACACCGGGUCAGCGGUCUGAUGAUGGCCAACCAUACCAACAUUUCGUCGCUCUUUGAACGCACCUGCCAGCAGUACGACAAGCUGCGCAAACGCGAAGCCUUCCUGGAGCAGUUCCGCAAGGAGGACAUCUUCAAGGAGAACUUUGACGAGCUUGACGACUCCCGGAAGGUUGUCCAGGAGCUGAUAGACGAAUACCAUGCCGCCACUCGGCCCGACUACAUCUCCUGGGGCACACAAGAGCAGUGAGGCAUGGCAUCCCUCCGGAAGUGACAAAAGAUGCCGUCCUUCACCUUCAGUGACCCAGGGCUGGGGCUGUGAGGGUACCUGCAGGUCCCAAACAGGGGAAGGGGUUCCUUGUCUUGUUUUCUCCAUCACUUGUUGAGCUGCAGCCUAAUGCUCCCAUUCCUGUGCCUGACUCUGCCCCCUGUUGCCUUAAAGAACCAGGCUUUCUCUUUGACAUUUCUGCCUAGAGCGAGUCUGGUUAGCAGCAUUAGGAGAGCUCCUUUUCUUGUUUGUUCCUUUCCGUGUCCCUAAGAAGCUUUUUUCCUCUGCUAAGCGGUUUUCAUGUCGCACGUGUGUUUUAUUGAAACGUAUUCGAUUGCAGGCGGAGGUAAGCACCAAAGCGGAUAAAGAGAUGCAACGUUUUGAAGUUAAUUAGGCACCUGUGUUUCUGUGUAUGAUCUUAAGUUAUUUGUGUUACUGUCCCACAGCAACUGUGCCGUAAUUACACAUAAAAACAGGACAUGGGCGAGGAGAUACCAGACUAACAGGCGAGGCAGAAUAAGUGACUGUGGAGGGCAGAACCUUCUUUCAUAGCAUCCGGCUACCUUUUUUUUAACAGGGAGGUUCAUGCUGAUAAAGGGACAGGACUAUGGAGACCAGUAGUAGGGAUGGAACAGACAUAAUCCUUGCUCCUAAAGCUGCUGGACAAAAGAACCCUUUAUUCCCUUUUCUUUUGGGUAGCAAUGGCAUUUGUUUUCUUUUGUUUCAAACAACACAAGAGGUUCCCCCUAUUUCCUACCAUGAAUUCUCCUAAAAGCUCUCACACCUUGAGAAAACUGCAUUAGCGUGGCUCAACCUGUUUGCCUGCCCUGCCGCAAAAUGAGGCUACAGGUUGCCUCCCUCUGCUCUGCACAGCCCAACCGCUGCAGGAGAAACAGGAGCCUACAAAUGGGUUUGUCAUGAUGGGCAAGAAUUGGUGCUGGGUGAUCAGAACCGAGGAGUGCCUCGUACUUUGCCCUCUUUAAAUAAAAACUAUAAACUGCCA